AUGCUCAAGAUCUUUAGGCAUUGUCUGGCUGUUGCCGUGGUGGUUGCUCCUGUUAUGGCUAUGGCUGAGAGUGGUGUCAAGGAUAUUAUGAACGGAGUCAAGUCAAUACCUGAGAGUACCAUGGAGGCAGUUGAUAUGUCGAUCGGUUUUCUCGAGAAGACAUUGGAUGACGAGACGGUGACGGGAGUAGGCACACAAUCCAGUAUUUCAACACUGGAGGAGAGAAUGUUCGAGGACCUGGCUGCACUGGAAGGGGCGGACCUGAGACGCCUUGAUUCGUUUUUGCGGAACAAGGAAGCGGACAAAAUUCUCGGCAACCUCUACAGGAUCACAACCAACCAAGGACACGUCAAAUGGGUCUGCUUUGAUCACUACAAGGAAACCUAUCGACGCACCGCGCUGACGUCGUUUUCCCAGUCUAUUGAGGCAGCCGGCGGCGUCUACGACCCUCACUUCCGCAAAAUCUCCAUUAGCCUGACGUCCAGCACAACAGCCAAGGAUUUUUUCCGCCGUCUUGUUAACCAAGCGCCCGCGAUCGAUGUGCUCGAUGUCUCCCUCGACUGGAAGUUUGGCUCUGCCGAUCUGGUCAUGAUUGUGGAUAUGCCUCAUCGCACCAACGUCAAGAUCUUCAACUUGGACUUCAGGGACCUGGCUGCCAACACAGCCAUCGCAUCAUUACGACCUGGCAAAGGACGCUAUCAUUCUCUUCUCGGCCUCUUAUCCAACACCAAGCUUCAGGGGCUGUGCUACACCAACCUCCUCUUAUUGUCAGCACGAACCUCGGACCUUCCUUCUAGCCACAGCCCCUCUCUCCUGCAGAGCUUUCGCUUCCUCCAGGAGGUCGCCGCAGAGGAUAAUGCCCGACUGACAAACAUCCUCCACCACUGCCCCGGACUUGCGGAUGUCCGUCUCGACUCGACUAAAGUCUCGAACAAGAUGGAUUCCUCGUUGCAACGCGGCCUUUGCUCCUUAAAGAAGCUGCAAUCUCUGCACCUCUACAAUGUGGACCAACAAGACCGUGGCGUCGAAGAGGACAACUACUUUUCCUCCUCCUAUACUAUGAGGGACCUGUACUUCAAUGGAAACCACCCAUUGUCUUCCAACUUGAUCCACGUCGACCCUUCUGCCGGGAUGUCUGCGGAAUCGAUCAACCACCUCGCAUCUAUUCUACCAGAGCUGAACCUUGUUCAUUUUGGCACCGGAUGCUUUGCCAAGGGCCUCCUCAAGCACGUCAACAUCAGUUCAUUGAAGUCUUUGUCAGUCCUCUUAGAGCAUAGGGACGAUCCGCAGGCUCUCAUCGACUACUUGCUUCCAAGAAAAGAUGUGUGCCAGAUCGACUCUUCGAUGCUGCGGUCCAAUGAAAGCCCGGUGUUCCAGUUAGGCGGUCUCCUUAAUCACUUCCCUCUGAAGCGUCUGUUCUUGAGCUUUAUCAGCAAACAAAGACUAGAGACGUUACUGGCGUCUCUAAACGUUUCAAGGCUCCAGUUGCUUUCUAUUUACUACGUGUGGUAUUGCUGGACGACCGAGAGAAUUGUGGCGGAGAGAAUGGAGGAGCUUCCGGCAGAUCUGACUGUUGAACUGGGAUACUAUACAGAAUGGGUCAUGAAGAAGUGUAUCAGCAUUGUGGGCCCGUACUUUAGCGAGAAUGAGUAUGGAGAACCUACUUUGCAGAAGGAGAUCCAUCGGCAGUUGGUGAUAGCGAAUCCUGGACUCAGGCCGUUGACGUGGUCUGGUCCGAGCCCCAGGACGACUCUGGAGACGGAUGACUUUUCGCAGCUCAGGAGUCUUAAGCACUUGCGGUUGGCUGAAUGGGGUGUUACUGGAGGGAGGCUGGGGAGGGUGUUGAGGGCUUUUGCGGGAACGUUGGAGGCUCUGGAACUCGCGCAGUGUCCCAAGAUUCGAGGCCUGUGCCCCAAGAACUACUCUCUGCGGGACCAGCUAUCCGUCGAGAUUAUCGAGAGCUGUUCCAUGGCAGGAUUGAUCAGUUUCGGCUUGUCAGGACUUGGGGCUACGGGCGCGAUCGUGACGGCGAUCAUGACGCGGGCGAGGAUACUGGAGAGGUUGAAGAUUUUCCACCAACCCGAGUGA
Messenger RNA from Linnemannia hyalina, 2088 nucleotides. The record is from the annotation of a GenBank genome assembly. NCBI's taxonomy places the organism in Eukaryota, Fungi, Mortierellomycota, Mortierellomycetes, Mortierellales, Mortierellaceae.